Messenger RNA from Paramecium sonneborni, 360 nucleotides. The record is from the annotation of a GenBank genome assembly. Lineage: Eukaryota; Ciliophora; Oligohymenophorea; Peniculida; Parameciidae.
AUGUACAAUCUCUGCAACACAAAAAAAAUUUCAGUAGAAAUAAUGAAAAAGAACAGAUUUGGGUCAAAUUUACAGAAUCGUUAGUUGGUGGGUAAUCGCCCAUAUGAUUUUAAUGAUGCGAGGAGCUAAACGCCCUAUUAUUCUCAAAAUACUUUAAAUUUUGAGAAUGACUUCAAUCUCUUUGCAAUAAAAGAGAAUGAUUUAAGUUUGUAUAAUAAUUUUAGCAUGACACCUGAAGGUUUAUCAAAGAAUCUUUAAAAUUUUGUUUAAGACCUAGACAACACCACUAAUAACACUAAUAACAUGAAUGAUGAAUAUAACAUGCCCUAGUUCAGAUCCUGUAAAAUCUACGAAUUAUGA